AGCAGGGUACGCGAGAAGACCUGUUGUUAGCAUCCGACCACAGUCACUCCUUGGGACGAUCGACAGCCGAUAAGACCGGUCCUUCCGAAGGUCUUUGGACCGGCUUAGAAGUAGGAACGUUAUCUACUCGAGUACUCCCCUAGUGUUUUAGUCGCUGCGAACAUGCGGACAUCCAUCAUCAGUACCGCGGUGGCCACGGCCCUGGCCUUCGCCGGCUUGGGCUCAGCAGCCAACAUAACCGAAUGGAAGUCCCGAUCCAUCUACCAGGUCAUGAUUGACCGGUUUGCUCGCACUGACGGUUCCACGGAUGCGUCCUGCGAUGUCUCACGGUUCUGCGGCGGCACCUGGAAGGGCCUCCUGAACAAUCUGGACUACAUUCAGGACAUGGGCUUUACCGCCAUCCAGAUCAGCCCCAUCGUGAAGAACAUAGAGGAGCAUACCUCCGUCGGCGACGCGUACCAUGGCUAUUGGUCGGUCGACAACUACGCCCUGAACGAUCGUUUUGGUACGAAGCAGGAUUUUGAGGACCUGGUGGCUGAGCUCCACAAGCGUGACAUGCUGCUCAUGGUUGACGUUGUGGUCAACAACAUGGCCCAGGCUUUCGACAACGUCGUCCCGCCCAAGAUCGACUACUCCAAGUUCAAUCCGUUUAACGAUAAGAAGUACUUCCACCCUUACUGCAAUGUGACCCAGUGGGAGAACGCGACCGACUAUCAGAACUGCUGGUUGUACCCGUACGGCGUUGCCCUGGCCGAUCUGGCCACCGAGACCAAGCCGGUGUCGGAUGAGCUGGGCAGGUGGGUUAAGGAGCUUGUCGCCAACUACUCGAUCGACGGCAUCCGUAUCGACGCUGCGAAGCACGUUAACGACGGGUUCCUCCCCGGAUUUGUCGAGGCGUCUGGCGUUUUCGCUUUCGGCGAGGUUCUCACCGGGUUGCCGGAGGACAUGUGCCGCUAUCAGUCCCUCGGCUUGCUCCCGGGCAUGCCCAACUACCUCGAGUACUACCAGCUCAACGAGGCUUUCAACGGUGGAUCUAUGGCCGAUGUUGCCGAGAUGCGCAAUGAAGCGGCUUCCAGCUGCAACGACACCGCUGCGCUAGGAAGUUUCCUCGAGAACCACGACAUGCCCCGGUUCGCCAACCGCAACGACGACAUGGCGCUCGCCAAGAAUGGCAUGACGUACAUUCUCCUCAACGAUGGCAUUCCCACAGUCUACCAGGGCCAGGAACAACACUUCAAGGGCAACGGCACCCCCUUCAACCGUGAGCCCCUCUGGUCAUCCGAGUACAACAAGGAAUCGCCUCUGUACGUCCUCACGGCGACACUAAACAAAGUGCGCAACAAUGCCAUCAAGUUGUCGUCGGAUUACAUCUCGACGCCCUCGGAGACGCUCUGGGCCGAUGUGAACCACCUCUGUCUGCGAAAGGGCCCGGACGGCAGCCAGGUGGUGUUUUGCAUCAACAACAAGAGCAGCCAAGGCGAAAGCUACCAAAUAAGCGUUGGCGGUUUUCAGAAGAAUGAGAAAGUUGUCGAGGUCUUGACUUGCAAGACCAACACGGCGGACAUCUCGGGCAAUGUCACCAUGUACAUGAACAAGGGCGAGCCGAAAGUGUAUGUUCCUCAGGCGGCACUGAGCGGCACGGGCCUUUGCGACAAGACUGAGGAGGAUGGACCGAGCAGCGGGGCGGCUGCGUUGGGUUUGACCGGCAGCGUGGUGUUGACUGCUGUCAUCGGAUGGGCGGUAGUGCUCCUUGCGUAAGUCACUCAUUGGGGUGCGGUCAUGCCGGCCAAGUCUCGGCAUCGUGU
Molecule: messenger RNA, 1805 nt
Organism: Thermothelomyces thermophilus ATCC 42464
Lineage: Eukaryota; Fungi; Ascomycota; Sordariomycetes; Sordariales; Chaetomiaceae
Product: glycoside hydrolase family 13 protein
Exons: 3
Coding region: 163-1758 (531 amino acids)
Biological process (GO): carbohydrate catabolic process
Molecular function (GO): alpha-amylase activity; calcium ion binding
Source: RefSeq, a predicted model, not a curated record